UUAGGCUACUGUAACCUGUUCAUACAGUAACACACUUUCAAUAAUUAAUCAUGAAUUUUGUCAUAAUUUUGUCAUUAAUUUUUCUGUUCAGUUUUCGUGAAACUGCAUCAUUGUUGAUUGAGAAUCCUGAUGAAGUGAAAAAUCUACCCGGUUUGAAAGAUAAAAUAAAUUUUCGUCAUUAUUCAGGAUAUUUAGAAGCUGAAGAUGGUGCUUUUCUUCAUUAUUGGCUAUACGAAAGUCAACGUAAUCCGAAAACCGAUCCAAUCGUAUUCUGGUUUAAUGGUGGUCCAGGAGCUAGUUCACUAUUGGGCGCUUUGACCGAAAAUGGACCAUUUCGUAUUGAUUCAAAUGAAAUGAUCAUUAUGAACAAUUUCUCCUGGAAUGCUCAGGCAAAUAUGGUGUAUAUUGAAUCACCAGCCGGUGUUGGAUAUUCAUAUAAACUUGAUAAUAAUUAUACAACCAAUGAUGAUAUUACAGCUCAAAAUAAUUAUGUUGCAUUGAAAAGUUUCUUCAAAAAAUUUCCACAUUUCGAAGAAAAUUCAUUGUAUAUAUCGGGAGAAAGUUAUGGUGGUGUUUAUGUUCCAACACUUUCGGUUAAAAUAUUGGAAAAUCAUUAUCCCAAAAAUUUUAAAGGCUUUCUUAUCGGUAAUGGUAUUAUGAAUUAUGAAAUGCAAAAAAACUCGCUAAUACAUUAUUAUUAUCAUCAUGCUUUGAUCAAUGAUGAUACAUGGCAAUAUCUUUUGAACAAUUGCUGUCCAAACGUAACAAACGCUCGACAAUGUGAUUUUGCCAACAAUGAUAAUUCAAAAUGCAAUAAUGAAAUUGAAAAAAUAAAAAAUUUUGUCUAUGGAAAUUUCGAUCCAUAUAACAUCUAUCAUUGGAUGUGUUUUGAUCCAAUCAAUGAUCAAGGAUCGUUUUUGGAUGAAACGAUUGGUGAAGUAGACUGGAUUACUACGAUUAGACGUAAAAAUCUUCAAAACAGUAAAUGUAAUGAUGUUAAAUUUGCUGCACCAACCGUUGAUUAUGCUGCAUUUAAACGAUAUCUUAAUCGACCAACAACACGUGAAGCAUUGCAUAUAAGUUCACAUGCUAAAUCACAAUGGGAACUCAAUAUCAUUAACUACACAACAAUAUAUCAAGAUAUGACAAGUCAAGUUAAAGAACUGAUCGAUGCUGGUCUUAAAGGUCUAAUUUAUAACGGUGAUUUUGAUACCGUAUGCAAUUACUUGGGCGAUAGAUGGUUUGUCGAAAGUCUUGGAUACAAAGCAGAUACUGAAUAUUUACCUUGGAAAUAUAAUAAUCAGAUUGGUGGAUUUCGCCAACGUUAUGGUAAACUAAUCUAUCAAACAAUAAUGGGAUCUGGUCAUAUGGCACCGAUGGAUCAACCAGGACCAUCACAAGCAAUGUUUAAUGAAUUUUUGACGACGUAAAUUGACUUUUUUUUUGCAAAUUACCAAAUUAAUGUUUUGUUGUUGUUGCCAAAAAAAAAAUAUGAUCAAUAAAAAUUCGAUUGAU
Messenger RNA from Dermatophagoides pteronyssinus (European house dust mite), 1515 nucleotides. Its product is annotated as lysosomal protective protein-like. Lineage: Eukaryota; Metazoa; Arthropoda; Arachnida; Sarcoptiformes; Pyroglyphidae. Gene Ontology annotation, molecular function: serine-type carboxypeptidase activity. The record is from RefSeq and is a predicted model, not a curated record. Gene Ontology annotation, biological process: proteolysis.